Molecule: messenger RNA, 534 nt
Organism: Heterobasidion irregulare TC 32-1
Lineage: Eukaryota; Fungi; Basidiomycota; Agaricomycetes; Russulales; Bondarzewiaceae
Exons: 2
Biological process (GO): double-strand break repair via homologous recombination
Cellular component (GO): chromosome; cytoplasm
Molecular function (GO): four-way junction helicase activity; ATP binding; 3'-5' DNA helicase activity
Source: RefSeq, a predicted model, not a curated record
CUAUCUGAAUGGCCAGAUGGUCCUUAUGAGUGGCAGGUCAAGGCCACUGCAAACAUUCUAGAUGGCCAUAAUCAGCUUAUAAUUGCAGGAUAUGGUAAUGGAAAAACUGCCGUCACCUAUCUGCACCUCCUCUUUGUUCAAGAGCUCUUUAAUAAUCCAGACAUCCCUUGCUCUGGCUGCAAACUUGUUCAACAUGGUAUUGCACUCAUAAUUAGCCCCUUGGCUGACCUAGCCCACAGUCAGGUGAAAGAAAUGCUUACAAUGGGCAUCCACGCCGUGUCGCUAGACAAGCAGAGCAUCAAAGCAGCUCAGGUGAAAGGACGAAACCUUCUCAGGGAGGUUGCACAGUAUAAGCAUCCUGUGGUCAUCAUCUCCCCUGAACGGUUAUAUUCCCCAGAAUUUGAUAGAAUCUUGCAAACCGACAAGAUUCAAGAACAAUUAGCUCUGUGUUGCAUUGAUGAAGUGCAUGUUGUACUUCCUUGGAGCUGUACAUUUUGUGAGGCCUAUGCACAGCUAGGUCAUAUCCGUGCUUGA